UGAGCGCUGAUGUCACGAGAGCGGCCCGUGUUCGUUCCAGCUGACUCUUGCGGUGCUCGGUUGCUUCCUUGCUCGUAGCCUACAGAAAGGUAGGGAAAGCAGGUAAACGACAAAAAUAACGAGAGAGAAAGACAGAGGGAGCGAGAACGACUAAGUAGGGAGAGGAAAAACGAGACCUCAACACCUAUCCUACUCAUGUUGGAUAUUAUUUGACGACGACUUUUUUUCCCUCCUUUCACCCCCCCGCCCACACUUAUUUUCUCUAUUAUUGGAUUUCUAGGUACCGCUCCAUAAUCCAUUUUACUCCAUGGACAACCCUCAGGUUUGUUUGUUUUAUUUUUGUCCAGGUCAAGAAGAAAAUCAACUCGGUUUGAUGCCUAUUCUCAAUUAAACGGACAUCAUCAAGCAAGGCAUUUUGGCGAAAUCUGAGCGCUGACGUGCAACUUUGUUUAUCUCAUAGAUAGAGGCUGGGAUAAGUGAUUAACUCUUAAAGGGCACAUUGCAUUUGUUAAGGUUAUUGAAUAAAACACAUUUUUACCAUGAACAUAUUUUUGAGGAAAUCAUUUUCACUUUUGAUUUUCUCAUGGAAAGUUGGAAGAGCAAUAGCAAUAGUUUAUUGUUGAUAUAAAAUUAUAUUUGUCAUGUCGAAUUGUACUAUUCUCUAGCACUUUCUUAAUGCAUAUUUAGAUAGGCUAACAUUCGGUUUUCGAAUGAGGUAAAUAACAGCCGGUCUAGCAGUGUGUAUUCAGCUGUCCACCUUUUUAAUCGUCACGUCACUGUUGUGAACCCGCUGACAGCCAGUCAAUCGUUUUGUGGAUUAAUCGGAUAAAUUCAGCGCUCAUUCCACCGUGGGAAUCAACGACCAUCCCAAUCAUGUCUAGGCCGCUCACACAGCUCCUACCGCCUGACCUCCCGGCUGGAGCGAGCCCACAGUUCGGCACGGGUAACCUUGCGGGCAGUGUCCCAACCGGCGGACACUUGAACUCCAUGGCCAGCCUCAAGACUCUCCUACAGCUGCCCAUCAAGGUUGACCAGCGAGCGAAAGACUGCUGUGUAAUGAAAGAUAAAGACAAACCCCAGGACUCAGACGAGGACUCCAUGAGUGGAGGUCCAGGUGGCCGGCCUUCCCAGUCGGCCUUCCUGGGGCCCCAUCUGUGGGAGCGCACGCUGCCCUGCAGCGACGGGGGCCUCUUCCAGCUUCAGUACAUGGACCUGGAGGAGUUCCUGACUGAGAACGGCAUGGCCAUGCACAACAAAGGUGGCAACGGCUCCAGCGCCAGCGCCCAGGUGCCCUCGCAGAGUUCCCUGCAGUCGGCCGUGCCCAACCAGAGCUCCCAGUGCCCGCCGUCAUCCCCUCCGCCAUGUUCUUCUUCAUCGUCCUCCAUGUCCUCCUCAUCUUCCUCCUCCUCGUUGCUGGGCCUGGACAAUGUGCCGCUGCCACCAAACGGACUGCCAGGCAUGAUGGGAGGGCCCGAGUGCCUACAUGGUGGCCAAGUUGGGCCUCCUGACCUCUCACCCUCCUCCACCACCACCUCUCCCUGUCCCCCCGGGCCGCCAGGGGGCCCGCCGGUCACCAGUGCAGACGUCAUGGUGAACUUUGACCCGGACCCGGCAGACGUGGCGCUGUCCAGCGUGCCGGGCCAGGAAGCCUUCGACCCCCGAAGGCACCGCUUCUCGGACGAGGAGCUCAAGCCACAGCCCAUGAUCAAGAAGGCCCGCAAGAUGCUGGUGCCAGACGAGCAGAAGGACGACAAGUACUGGAGCCGGCGCUACAAGAACAACGAGGCGGCCAAGCGCUCACGUGACGCCCGGCGUCUCAAGGAGAACCAGAUCACGGUGCGCGCCGCCUUCCUGGAGCGAGAGAACGCUGCUCUCAGACAGGAAGUGGCCGACAUGCGCAAGGAGCUGGGCCGCUGCCGCAACAUCCUCAACAAGUUUGAGAGUCGACACGGAGACUUGUGAGGAGGAGGAAGAGGAGGGAGGCGGUGGAGGAGGAGGAGAGAGGGGUAUAAAGCAACAUUGGCAGCCCUUUAUUUGAGGGGGUGCGCGUACGGCCUAUGUAGACUUGGCGUGAGCAUCGUAUGACACCUUGCGUAAGCGUCCAUGUUGCGAGUAGCCUGCAGUGUUGCAGUGAGUGCAGCCUCCAUUUAGUGAUUCUGUGCUAUGCUGGUUUCACUUCCCGUGUCUCUUUGACGGGUAUUGUCACUUGGGCGUCGCGACGUCAUUCAGUGUUUUAUAUCAGAUGCAUUGCAGUGUUUUUCCGGGUAAUGCGCAGGGCCAUACGUGCACCCGUUCAAAUGAGGUGUUCAGAUCACAAGACAACUAAUGUUUUUAAGCUAUAGACAAGGAGACAAGCCAGGGGAAGACAGGUGUGUACUUGAUUUCUAUGACAAAACAUGUAUAUUUUUGAACUGUACUGGGCAGGGAGGGAGACGUGGGCAAACGAGAAAACAGAGGAUGAGCUACAGUAUAACUAGAAGAGGAAGAUUAGGAGAGGUGGUUCAGGACAGAAGAAAGCAAAGAGAUUUCAACAUAACUGUAUAUUUUUAUAUUUGCAAAGAUGGACAGUUCAGAGGGCAUUUUGGAAGUAAUAUUUUGUAUAUUUUAUAUAUGGGUGAGUUUAGUAUAGAGAUGGGGGCUAUUGGUAAAUGGAUUGGUAAAUGAUAUAUUUUGAACUCGUUAAGAUAGAGGGGUCAGAGUUCGUAAUAGAGAAUGUAUAAUGGUUGUAUCCAGGGAUAACAUGACGGCAAGAGAGGAGAAUUAUCUUAGUAAAUGUUUGUGGACAUAGACAGAUCGAAGAUAUUGUAUAGUUUUAAUUUUGUUCUGUUAGGUUAGUUGAAGCACUUAAAAGGGAAUUCUCAAAAAUUUUCACUUCAUGUUCAUCAUCGCCAGUACCAUUAACAUGUGGAAAUGGGGCAUUUAUGUUUUGUAGUAAAAAAAGACAAGUGUUUCCAAUGAGUUCAUCAAUCAAUUAGUAGGCAAUGCCUACUCGUAAUUGGUUAAAAUCACAUGAUGCACACCGAUGAUGUCAUUGGAAACACUUUUCACAUAUGUUGAUGUUGGGGUGGAUCUGGAGAUGAUGAAAAUGGAAAAAAUGACAAGUUUACUUUUUAAAGGGCAAUUCUUCCUCUUUUCAACCGCAUUAUCGUCAUCUCCACCAUCAACCAGUGUUUACAUAUGUGAGAAUAUCAUGUUCCUAUUUUCUGUGCUUAAAAAGAUACGAAGUAGGGUCCCCCAAAAAAUGCUUCUCUUAUGACAUCACCUGCCCCAAGGGAGAGUAUUUUCUAGCUCCCCGUGUGCCCGCGAAUCUCAGUGUUUGAAAAUCACAGUUUUUAAAAUGUUUAAACUUUUGAUGUCAGAACUUUUUAACUUUAUUUUUUUUCUACAAAACCUAGAAAUGCACCUUUUUCACAUACACUACACAGCCAAAUAUUUCAACCAAACCCGUUGCUGACUGGUUUAUAAAAUCUUGCACAUAGCCAUGCAAUCUCCAUAGGAAAAACAUUGGCAGUAAAAUGGCCCGUACUGAAGAGCUCAGUGACUUUAAACAUGGCACCGUCAUAGGAUGCCACCUUUCCAACAAGACAGUUAAACAAAUUUCUGCCCUGCUAGAGCUGCCCCGGUCAACUGCAACGGCUGUUAUUGUGAAGUGGAAACAUCUAGGAGCAACAACGGCUCAGCCGCAAAGUGGUAGGCCACACUAGCUCACAGAACUGGACCACCGAGUGCUGUCCUCGGUUGCAAUACUCACUACCGAGUUCCAAACUGCCUCUGGAAGCAAUGUCAGCACAAUAACUGUUCUUCGGGAGCUUCAUGAAAUGUGGGUUUCCAUGGCCAAGCAGCCUCACACAAGCCUAAGAUCACCAUGCACAAUGCCAAGCGUCGGCUGAAGUGGUGUAAAGCUCACCACAAUUGGACUCUGGAGCAAUGGAAACGCGUUCUCUGGAGUGAUGAAUCAUGCAUCACCAUUAGUCCGUUGGAUGAAUCUGGGUUUGGUGGAUGCCAGGAGAAAGCUAACUGCCCCAAUGCAUAGUGCCAACUGUAAAGUUUGGUGUUGGAGAAGGAAUAAUGGUUCGGGUUGUUUUUCAUGGUUCGGGCUAGGUCCAGUGAAGGGAAACUUAACUUUAUAGCAUACAAUGACAUUCUAGACAAUUCUGUGCUUCCGACUUUGUGGCAACAGUUUGGGGAAGGCCCUUUCCUGUUUCAGCAUGACAAUGUCCCUGUGCACAAAGCGCUCCAUACAGAAAUGUUUUGUCUAGAUCGGUGUGGAAGAACUUGACUGGCCUGCACAGAGCCCUGACCUCAACCCCAUUGAACACCUUUGGGAUGAAUUGGAACGCCGACUGUGAGCCAGGCCUAAUCAGUGCCUGACCUCACUAAUGCUCUGGUGACUGAAUAGAAGCAAGUCCCCGCAGCAAUGUUCCAACAUCUAGUGGAAAGCCUUCCCAGAAGAGUGGAGGCUGUUAUAGCAACAAAGGAGGGACCGACUCCAUAUUAAUGGCCAUGAUUUUGGAAUGAGAUGUUCGACGAGCAGGUGUCCACAUACCCUUGGCCAUGUUAUCUAUGUUGACACUGGUAUUGUGUUGGAGAUAACGAAAGUGAAUUUGAAAAGUGGUGGACUUGCCCUUUAAUUUGUUAUCUUCUCUUUGAUUCCUUUCUGGAAUUAAAUCGUUUUAAUUGUGUGUCUGGCACUGAGAGAGAGAGAGAGAGAUAAAUGGAAAUGCUACAGUCAGUGAUCAAUCGCGAGGACAGCUGCAGCCACAUAGAUAUUUGUGAAUAAAUAUUGCUCAAAUGUGUUGCCAGGUAUUCAUAUCGAUGGGUGAAUAUGUUCGGCACAGACGCACACCGCAAACAGACAUGUCAAGCCACACAGUCAAAUAAGCUGGACCAGUGACUACAUAUGCAUUUUUACAUGAAAUGACAUGCAUGCACGUACUCACACACACGCUCUCAAAUUAUCUCGCACACACACUUAUUUGGCCCUGAUAUAGCAAGCUGGACCUUGAAACGCAGGGCCAUGUAUGAUAGCACACAACACUUCAUCACUUUCUACAGCAUCUCUCUCUCGCUCUCUCUCGAUCCAAUUUUGAAUUGUGAAGCCGAAUUUAAGCUGGAUUGGAAUCGAUGGCCCAGGUUAAGUUGGCAGGGUUUAGCAUGAACCUGAGCAUGCCGACCGUUAACACACCUCACGUUUGAUUACAAUUCUUCUUCUUAUUAGUGCGGACUAUAUAUGGUGCUCAUCCUGAUCCUCCAUCUGAACACACACCUCAACAUAUAGUAACUGAACUACCUAUACCUUUUAUUUUCUUGGUUUGUUCUUUAUUUUGCGUAUCGUGUUGUAAGAGGAAAUCGUAUAUGUAGAUUGACACACAGAAGAGUAUGUCUACACCUUUCCUGAACAACUUUACCCAGUGAAACAAUGCACCCUAAUGUACCAUACACAUGUACAAUUAAAUACGAAAACUGAUCUCUCACUAGAUAUGUGUGUGUAUAUGAUAUAUGCUUGAACAUGUGACUAUAGAUGUAAUAAUAUACAUGGCUUGAAUAUAUAAAUGUAGUAUAAAAUGAUUGGAAUCAUUGUCAAUUUCUCAGGUGUUCUGGGGGAUAAAAAAAAAAACUCUUACGCUAAAUCUUGAUUACUGAAGUUGUUCUUUCUUUUUACGGUUUGACCAGGAUACAUUUCGGAGCUGGCCCACUUUAGCAGUACAUUUCGGUAAAAUUAGAUGGAAUUGUACUGCGUACUACCAACUCACCUUGGUAGUGAGGUUGUAAUUAUACCAGUUCUGGAUUUUAAGGUCUUUGUUGAUUUCAGACAUAGAAUUCAAUGUUCUUUUUUAUUCUUCUCUCUAUUACAGUUAUUAUUGCUAGUAUUAUCGUCGUUGUUGUCGUUGUUAUUCUCACUACUCUUGUUUCUUUUCCUUGCUACAACUUUUUAAGUGGGAAUGCAGUUCUCAUUUUUAUCUCCCUUGUAUUUUUCAAGACCAUCUUUACUCUACUUUAUUUUCCAUGAGCCUGUUCACUAUCGGCACCAUCCACUGAGUCUAUCUCCAGGUGCACUGUGGGGGCUGUAGUCUUGUCCGUGUGUGUUGUAAUGUAACAAAAGCGGAAACAACCACAAACUAUGGACUUGAAGGAAGAAAAAAAAAACUGGAAGAAUUUGAACUACAUCUCCCAGCACAGGCUUCUAACACCACCCAUCUUUUGAUGGACGAAGAAGCAACUUUUUGAUACCUGGGACUUGUUUGCAGAAGCUUAUAAACUUUUAACAGCGGUAUUUUUCUACAUGUCUGUAUACUGUAUGAUUACUACAACUUUUUGUGGGCAUUUGUAGCCCAUCCUCACAAUGAUGGUAUGCUACUAAACGGCAUUGCGGGUAAUGUACACAGCCUAUUUCCCCUUCCCCAUGUGGAUUAUAAACUACUACCUGUUGUGACUGUUAUAAAUAAACUACAAAUCCCAUGAGCACACCACUACCCUAAUGCACCAGUAAUGUCUACUGAUCCUGCCUAUAUGGAUGCUGGGGGAUGUGGUCUGGCUUUUCCGAAAUCACCAAUAAAGAUUCAUCCUUACUCACUGAGAAA
Oncorhynchus masou masou (cherry salmon) is the source of this 6581-nucleotide messenger RNA. RefSeq names its product hepatic leukemia factor-like. Lineage: Eukaryota; Metazoa; Chordata; Actinopteri; Salmoniformes; Salmonidae. The coding region runs from base 874 to 1962 and encodes 362 amino acids. Gene Ontology annotation, biological process: regulation of transcription by RNA polymerase II. Gene Ontology annotation, cellular component: nucleus. The transcript has 4 exons. The record is from RefSeq and is a predicted model, not a curated record. Gene Ontology annotation, molecular function: DNA-binding transcription factor activity, RNA polymerase II-specific; RNA polymerase II cis-regulatory region sequence-specific DNA binding.